Molecule: messenger RNA, 3627 nt
Organism: Paraglomus brasilianum
Lineage: Eukaryota; Fungi; Glomeromycota; Glomeromycetes; Paraglomerales; Paraglomeraceae
Source: the annotation of a GenBank genome assembly
AUGAUGUUUAAUACUAGAAGAGCGGGGCCAUCAUCAGGGCUUCAGGUAUCGUCGAUGGAUGAGGAGCGCUUUGAGAUUGUAGAAUAUACGUCUACCUCUUAUUGGGAUCGUUUUGUGACUAUGGUGGAAGAGGUAUUAAGAGCCUGGGAAGUCUCCGAUGGGUCUUUUGGAAUAUUUGAUGACUCUAAAUUACAUUUGCUACGGGAAAUUGACUUUAAAGUUAUCGAUCCAUAUAUCAGAAAAGAGACAAUCAUACUCGACGAUAAUUCUUACACGCUGUCCUACCACUGCCAUCCCGGUAGCAAAUGGCUGGAUGAAAACACUGCAUCUCGGGAGUCUUCGGAAUAUACGUCGGCAAAUCAACCUUGUAAGACUCCUGAAUUUCUUCCUUUAUCACUUCCAACUUGCUCGUUGGGCGCACAGAUAGAAUUUCACAAUCUACAUCGAUGGACCGGAUGGCGACAUCUUCUAGUCAUCACACCAACAACUAGAUCCGAUAUUUAUAAUACAAGCUCUAUAGAUCGAAGUACUACAGAGCGUGUCUUGGAGUCUUUUGUUAUCGCAUUUAAGAAUAUAAAAUGCAAUCUGCCAGUGUUUGUUCCAACCGGACAACUUUCGAAUUCUUUAUACGAGGGUCAUUUAUGUUUAUUUCCGCAAGAUUUGAGCAACGAACAAUUUAUGAAGUUUCGAUUUCAUAUGUUACAAGUCCGUGACGUCCAACCAGCUCAUACUCAUUUGUCAGGGUUGACUUCUCUAUUCUCGGAGAAAUUAAAGUUACAUCAACGUUUGCACGAAGAGAGAGAAAACGAGAGCGAAAACACAAUACCAAAACUUAAGAUAAAUGUAUCGGCUUUAUUUACUUACGAACUGGUAAAUUUGGAUGAUGAAGACUGGCGAAGGUUAGGUGAAGACUGUGACACUAUAAGCUCAAGAAGUAAUGCUGCAUUUGACGAGGAUCUGUUCUUGGACGGGUUUGAGCAGGCUGAUGUAGCGUCAUAUGCGACAGGAAAUGUCGACUACCAAGAGACGUCUCAGAACGCCGGGUAUACUCGUACCACGACCUGUCUAUUCAAGUUACCAUUUGGCCCAGUAAAAGAUCCUUUAAUAUCGUUAACACUCACUGUAUUAUUUCCAUCUGCGCCACACGAAGCGUAUACGGAUGAUGAUGUAUAUACGGAAAUGGAUGCCGUGCGCGCACCAAUAUGGUCAUUGACUUGCAAGUUUGCAACUGAAGAGACGCCAUAUGCACAGCUUGCUAAUAUUCUCCAAGAAGCUAUUCAAUCUUGGUUAAGAGACACUUCAAACACCGUGUCGGCAAGUAUGCCGAUUUACCAUAGAUUACCCCGACCAGAUUUCGUUCGCAACAAUAAAUUCAACGGCGCCAAGAAAUCCUUUGCUGAGCAGCAGGAACCGCAGGGAUCAGUUGCACUUACAAUAGUCGAUAUGGUGGACAUUGAUAACGUAAUGCAUGCUUUAUUUGAUCCAUACAGAAAUAGUGGAUUGGCUCCAGAAACUGCCACGGAACCCACAAUUUUGCCGAAUGGUAUAACGUUCAUGAAUGCGACUACGCUCGAUCUUAAUUUCAGACAUGGUACGAUAGUACCCUCCAAGUCGCUCUUAUGGAACUUGCUAGAAUACCUGUUGGAGUCAGUUUCUCCUGCAACCAAUAGCCAUUCCUCCUUGAUGGGAUCAUUAAAGAUUAUAUGGAAUGAGGUAUUGAAGCGUAUUAAACAGUGUUGGGAACGGAGAGAAACGAUACCCAACGUUGACAUAUACCGCAUGUUAGAUAAUGUAGAGCGGAACGGCCUGCACAAGUCGUCAACUGAACACAACGAUCGAAAACGGAUAGGAAUCGAUCUUCGUUUUAAUAUUGUUCAUCAAAAGCUCUGCAUGAUCAAUUGCUGUAUUGAACGCUUACCAAAAACGCAACGGGAUGGUACCCCAUUAUCUACAAGCUCACACUCACUUCGCCAAAGAAUUCCCUCCAGCAGCUCUUUAAAUUCAUCCUUUACAAACAUUUUAAACCCCAAAAUACCAUCAUCUGAAAACGUGUCGAAAACAUUUGAAAGUGAAAAUGUUGAUGCUGUACUCAUUAAUUCCUUCAACAGUAUAUCCACGGAUGACUUGCCGUCAAUUGACCCGUCGGCUUCGGUAAUCCUUGUCGGUAAUAACUCGGACAUCUUCUCCAAUAGCGCUUCGGUUACUAGCUCUCCGUCAUCCGCAGUCUUCCCAGUACCAAGUCGAAUGGAUAAACAUGCCAAUCCAACCCAGUCGCCGACCAUAAAUGAUUUGAUAUUUAUCGAGAAAGAAAUGAUCAACGACGUUGAAGUUACCGGGGCGUUGGAUUAUCAAAACAAUCGGUCCGCUGCUCAACUUCAACUAACGAAUAGUUCUCCAGCGAUUGGGAACGGAAACGGAAACGGGAAUGGAAAUGCUUUUUCACCAACGCCUUCGUCGUUCUCGGAGCAUUCCGAUCCCAAUCCAAAUUCUCUAUUAACCGAUUCUUUUGUUCAACUGAGUUACUCGUCCAGUUCAGAGUCGAUUCCGGGAUUUGACUGUGGCUACGGGAGUAGUAAACCGGGAUCGAACGGGAGCAUCAGCAUCAACGAGAACUCUAGUGAAGUCAUUGAUGAACACGCGAGAGAAGGGCAUUUGUACAUGUUGUCAGGAGUUUGUUUGCAAAAGACAGGAGAACCAGUUUGGAUACCAGAGACACAAGAGGCAGGUCUUUUGACCGAGGAUAUGGUCAGAGAGCAGGAAGAAUUCUUGGCAAAUUUGGGGUGCUCGGAAUCUGCUAGUAGAAAACGCGCAGAAAUUCAGUCUUCUUGUUUAAAGUCAGAUAUGGAGGCCUUCAAAGCUGCUAACCCGCAUGCAACUCUCGAAGAUUUUGUUCGGUGGCAUUCACCACGCGAUUGGAUCCCAGACGGAGGGGACGAUCCAGACAAGGGCCGCUUAAGCCCGCGGAUGUUAAAAGAAGGAAACUUUUGGCAAAAUUUAUGGGAGCGUGCACGCAGAGUUCCAGUCAGUCGACAAAAGCCGCUUUUCGACCAUUUAGAUGAAGGAGAAAAGGCAUUGAAAUAUCUCGAAGAAAUUUUAAUUGAUGAUCUCUUUGUUCAGUUAUUGCCGACCAUGUUUCUCAUUGCCUAUGAUACGCUAGCCUCGCAUUCCAUUGCACGUGAGAUUAGGCCCGUUACGUUAGGUUUAGCAGAAUUGGCUCAAGCAUUAACGCGUUUUUCCUGGACCGAAACAGAGUUACAAAAUACUGCCUGUGCUAACAUAAUAGCAAAGUUUCGGGAAAAUGAAAAAUUAAUGGGCAAAGCAAUAUCCUUGUUGCGUAAAUUACCCAAACAAUUUCAUUUGGUAGAAAGAAUAAUAACCGAGGCGGAGACACAAGUUCGAGAUGGAAAAGAACGCGAGGCAGUGUAUGACCUGUUUGCAUCUGGAGUAAAAAAUAGUUCGUUUCCACAUCCAACGACACGUGAAUUCAUUUUGCGCGCAACAACCACCGAUUCGAUAUCCAUCUCACCACGAAUGUAUGUACUAAUUAAUAUGAAUGGGAUGAGAAUGUCAAUAGUUGAUAAGGUGGAGGAUUCAGACGAGCAGUCUCAGAAAUGGGAAGCAUCGUGA